AAUACCUUGCGCGACUCCGUUCAGUGACUGUGGUUUUUGUAGAAUCUCUCCUGUGAAGGCUCUUCGCUGUUAUACACGUGGGGAGUUUGAACACAUCGCUACCUCGCUAAAGGUUAAGAUCCAACUCCGAGGAUGACGAGUGAGGACGUGGAGCGGCUGUUGAUCCAGUUUCAGGAUGAAGAAGGGGAGGUUUUGGGUUCACCUUUUGAUGUGCCUUUAGACAUCACCCCAGACAAACUACAGCUGGUCUGCAAUGCAUUGCUACAGAAGGAGGAGCCAGUGCCACUGGCAUUUUUUGUGCGCGGAGAGGCUGAGGUGGUGUCCAGCCUGAGAUUGUGUGUGCAGGCUCUUGGGGUUGAGACAGAGCAAGUUCUGCCAGUGGUGUACCAGCCUCAGGCUGUGUUCAGGGUUCGAGCCGUGGCCCGUUGUACCAGCACACUACAGGGACACACAGAAGCCGUCAUCUCGACCGCUUUCAGCCCCACCGGCAAAUACCUUGCGAGCGGGUCAGGUGAUACCACAGUGCGUUUUUGGGACUUGAUGACAGAGACGCCCCACCACACUGCCAAAGGACACACACAUUGGGUACUGAACAUCGCCUGGUCACCCGAUGGCAAGAAGCUGGCUUCAGGGUGCAAGAACAGUCAGAUCUGUUUGUGGGAUCCGGUGACGGGUACACAGUUGGGAAAGACUUUGACUGGACACACCAAGUGGAUCACUUGGCUCAGCUGGGAACCUCUCCAUCUUAACCCAGAGUGUCGGUACUUAGCCAGUAGCUCCAAGGACGGCUCAAUACGUGUCUGGGACACUGUGUUGGGGCGCUGUGAGAAGAUCCUGACUGGACACACUCAGUCAGUCACCUGUGUGAAGUGGGGCGGAGAUGGACUUCUUUACACAUCCUCCCAGGACAGAACAAUCAAAGUCUGGAGAGCCAAAGAUGGUGUCCAGUGCAGGACUCUGCAUGGUCACGCCCACUGGGUGAACACCCUGGCUCUCAGCACAGACUACGUCCUGCGCACUGGAGCUUUUGAACCUGCAACUGCCACGGUCAACCCCCAGGACCUCACUGGAUCAUUGGAAGAGCUGAAGGAGAAAGCUUUGCAGAGAUAUAAUAAAGUUAGAGGUUCAGCUCCAGAGCGCUUGGUGUCGGGAUCCGAUGAUUUCACCUUGUUCAUGUGGAACCCUGCAGAAGACAAGAAGCCUCUGGCUAGGAUGACUGGCCACAGCGCUCUGGUCAAUGAAGUGCUCUUCUCCCCAGACGCCAGGCUCCUUGCCUCUGCUUCAUUCGACAAGUCCAUUAAAAUUUGGGAUGGACGCACAGGAAAGUACUUAACUUCCCUGCGGGGCCAUGUGGCCUCUGUGUAUCAAGUGGCGUGGUCAGCGGACAGCAGGCUGCUGGUCAGUGGCAGCAGUGACAGCACACUUAAAGUUUGGGACAUCAAGACUGGGAAGCUGAACAUGGACCUGCCUGGCCACGCUGAUGAGGUUUAUGCAGUGGACUGGAGUCCAGAUGGACAAAGAGUGGCCAGUGGCGGGAAAGACAAAUGUCUCAGAAUAUGGAGACGAUAGCAACACCUCUGUUCACUUUCCUAACUUUGGCAGAGGAUUUCACAUCUUCUACUAUUAAGACGCCUGGAAGCUGGAGUAAAGGUGGCUACACUAUACCUAAUCCCCCAUUUGGCUUCAUUACACCGUCAGUCAACAGUAGCAUUGUGUCAAGGAGCUCUAAACCAGUCAGGAUGCAAAUGCCCUCUCUAGGUUUUGAAAACCAUGUGGGAAUAUUAACACUGUAAAGGUUUAGCAUGGUGGGAAUGUGAAAUGGGAGAGUUUAUAAUAUUAAGGGCUUCCAUCCAUUGAGAUCAUUCCAAGGAGACGCUACCCUGUUGUUUUUUACACAUCAGUGGUGCUGACAUGUUGUAAGGAACUUUACUCUUAAGUUUAAAGCCUUAUUUAAGGGACACACCCAUCUGCAGAAACCCUCAAACAAUGUCAUGUAUUUAAAUAUAAAUACAUAACUUUAAUACAUAAUGAAAUGAGAUGCAUGCAUAGACAUUAAAAAGAGAUUUGACUUUACUAGGUGAAUAUAUGUACUGCAGGUGACAGGUGGACCAGUGAGACAACAGGUGGGAGUGUUUUAAUACCAUCCUCUGUGAUGUUAAUGCCGACCGCUCGCCCUGUAUCUUCAGCCUUUAAUCUCCUCUGUCCUGCGCUCGGCAAAGCCUCAGCCUGCUGAUUGUUCUGACACUGCGGGGAGGCAAAGUGGCACCAGCUCUUUACUCUCUGGUCCUCCAUCCCACUGAGGAAAAACCAGACUCACCAUUACAGUUAGAAUAACCGUUUUUACUUUCUGUAUUUAACCGGCUUUUGUGAAUAUUUGAUAUGAAUAAAUGUUUACAUCACAACUUUAA
Molecule: messenger RNA, 2408 nt
Organism: Etheostoma spectabile (orangethroat darter)
Lineage: Eukaryota; Metazoa; Chordata; Actinopteri; Perciformes; Percidae
Gene: nle1
Product: notchless homolog 1 (Drosophila)
Exons: 13
Coding region: 133-1569 (478 amino acids)
Biological process (GO): Notch signaling pathway; ribosomal large subunit assembly
Cellular component (GO): nucleolus
Molecular function (GO): protein binding
Source: RefSeq, a predicted model, not a curated record